CUGCCUGGGCCUUUUCCUAAGCACGGAGAUGACAGUACCGAUUGCAAACUUGUGUUUUUAAUUGUGCGCUCUGUCUACAUCAGGUAUUGUACUAAGAAGCACUUCCAUCACGUUUGCAAAAAAUAAUCGGGUCUUAAAGUGGUUGUCUCCGAUUGCUCACCUCCUCCUCUUUCCCAUUAACAAACAAUCUGUAUUUCAUUAAGUGCAUAGUUGGAUAUUUUGAUGGUGGCGCCACAGAUUGGAAACUUCUCACCUGGCCAACCCUUACAUAAUUUGUCCUCCUUAAAUGGAAGGGGAAAAAUACUCUUGGGAAUGGCUGUUGAUGGUGGGUGUGGGGACACUGGAGACUGGGAAGGUCGCUGGAACCAUGUAAAGAAGUUCCUCGAGCGAUCUGGACCCUUCACUCACCCUGAUUUCGAACCAAGCACUGAAUCUCUCCAGUUUUUGUUAGAUACAUGUAAAGUUCUAGUCAUUGGAGCUGGCGGCUUAGGAUGUGAGCUCCUGAAAAACCUGGCAUUGUCUGGUUUUAGACAGAUUCAUGUUAUAGACAUGGACACUAUAGAUGUUUCCAAUCUAAAUAGACAGUUUUUAUUUAGGCCUAAAGAUGUUGGAAGACCUAAGGCUGAAGUUGCUGCAGAAUUUCUAAAUGACCGAGUUCCUAAUUGUAAUGUAAUUCCACAUUUCAACAAGAUUCAAGAUUUUAAUGACACUUUCUAUCGACAAUUUCAUAUCAUUGUGUGUGGAUUGGACUCUAUCAUAGCCAGACGGUGGAUAAACGGCAUGCUGAUAUCUCUGCUAAAUUAUGAAGAUGGUGUGUUAGAUCCAAGCUCCAUUGUCCCUUUGAUAGAUGGGGGGACAGAAGGUUUUAAAGGAAAUGCUCGGGUGAUUUUGCCUGGGAUGACUGCUUGUAUUGAGUGUACACUGGAACUCUAUCCACCACAGGUUAAUUUCCCCAUGUGCACCAUUGCAUCCAUGCCCAGACUACCAGAACAUUGUAUUGAAUAUGUAAGGAUGUUGCUGUGGCCUAAAGAACAGCCUUUUGGAGAUGGGGUUCCAUUAGAUGGAGAUGAUCCUGAGCAUAUUCAGUGGAUUUUCCAAAAAUCUCUAGAGAGGGCAUCACAAUAUAAUAUUAGAGGUGUUACCUAUAGACUCACUCAAGGGGUAGUAAAACGAAUAAUUCCUGCAGUAGCUUCCACGAAUGCAGUCAUUGCAGCUGUGUGUGCCACUGAGGUUUUUAAAAUAGCCACAAGUGCAUACAUUCCCCUUAAUAAUUACUUGGUAUUCAAUGAUGUAGACGGGCUAUAUACAUACACGUUUGAAGCAGAGAGAAAGGAAAACUGUCCAGCUUGUAGCCAGCUUCCUCAAAAUAUUCAGUUUUCUCCAUCAGCCAAACUACAAGAAGUUUUGGAUUAUCUAACAAAUAGUGCUUCUCUGCAGAUGAAAUCUCCAGCUAUCACAGCCACAUUAGAGGGGAAAAAUAGAACUCUUUACUUACAGUCAGUGACGUCUAUAGAAGAACGAACAAGACCAAAUCUUUCCAAGACAUUGAAAGAAUUAGGACUUGUUGAUGGACAAGAACUGGCGGUUGCUGAUGUUACCACACCACAGACUGUGCUGUUCAAGCUUCAUUUUACUUCUUAAGAAACAUAAAUCUGCACAUAAUAGAAAACUUAUAGAAAUAAUAUUCUUUAUGGAAGCUAAAGAAUUAAAGGAUGGGGAAGGUGGGGUGAAGGGAAGUUCCUCUCAAAAUGUAACUGAUGUGAAUUUUAACAGUUUUGUUGGAAUUUAACUUUAUCAUAUACACAUACAUGUGUAUAUAUGUAUAUAUAAAGUGAGCAACCUUUUUUAAACUUUAUAAUGUCAUUUUGGGACAGAAAGUUGGGGCUGGUGCUUGUAAACAUUGUCACUAUUGAUACCAGAAACAUGCCUGUAGAGAUUAUGAGCAAAUGUAUUGUUUCUUUUAGAGAAGGAGGUGGAUAACCUCUUUUCUAUGGAUUUUGUUAAGGUCAAAAAACACAUUCCUCAGCUUUCAUAUGAGCACCUUCAUGUAAAACAGAUAUCUAUGUCCUGUAAUAAAAGUAAGAAAUUAGGUUUUCAAAUACAUUAAAUGCUACACCCUGACAUCUAGAGUAUAUCUAACAUAGGCUACUUCUUGAUUUAAUAUUCAUUUAAUUGUGGUUUCCCAAAAUGUAACUUAAUUAUUGCAGAGUUUAUCUUAUCUGUAAUGAUUUGUAAACAGUAUUAUAGCUGAGUACCUGUUCCUGAAACUAGGAAAUAUUUUCAUGUGUUUCUUUGAAGUGCCAUAGAGGCCAAUAUGCACAAAUUUAAGCCAAGACAUGGCUGUUUAAAAAUUUAAUAUUUAAACAGUUAUUGUUGAUGCUUUUGCACUAUUUAUUAAUAAAAAUCAUACAUUGUCUACUU
Perognathus longimembris pacificus (Pacific pocket mouse) is the source of this 2421-nucleotide messenger RNA. RefSeq names its product ubiquitin like modifier activating enzyme 3 (gene Uba3). The coding region runs from base 223 to 1641 and encodes 472 amino acids. The record is from RefSeq and is a predicted model, not a curated record. Gene Ontology annotation, molecular function: NEDD8 activating enzyme activity. Gene Ontology annotation, cellular component: cytoplasm; nucleus. Gene Ontology annotation, biological process: protein neddylation. Lineage: Eukaryota; Metazoa; Chordata; Mammalia; Rodentia; Heteromyidae. The transcript has 17 exons.